Messenger RNA from Trichosurus vulpecula (common brushtail), 1647 nucleotides. RefSeq names its product cyclic nucleotide binding domain containing 1 (gene CNBD1). The record is from RefSeq and is a predicted model, not a curated record. NCBI's taxonomy places the organism in Eukaryota, Metazoa, Chordata, Mammalia, Diprotodontia, Phalangeridae.
AUGCCGCUCUACUCAAUUUCCGAGAGUAUUCUGAGUCUUAUGGAAGGUAUCCCACCUAUUCCACUCCAAGGUGUACCAAAACUAAAGCCUUCUAAACGAAUUGAUUAUGAGCAACUAGAAAAAUUGUGUGAAAUCAAAGGACUUAAAGCUGGAAAAGGUGCUCAGAGCACCAAAGAAGCACAUGAAAACUUCAUGAAACAUUACAAAAAAAUAUUUCAGAAAGAAAAGAGGAUCUUGCCCUACAUCCCAACACCUCCAGCCAAAAUGGCAGGGAUAGCUAGGGAAGGAGUAUCCCUUGUUUGUCCCAUGAAUGAAGACCUUCACAAUAUUGGCAUUUACGUUAGAGACAUUCAUGGCCAGACAUCUGUAGAGCUUGCACUACAGUUCAAGGACAAGUUGGAAGAAUUCAUUAAUGUCUUGAAGAAAUUCCCCAUUCACAGGACUCAUGUAGAACGUCGCUUUGUAUAUAAGAUGAUGAAAACCAUGCCUGAUUUAUCUUCUCAGUUGACACAUGAAGACUUCAAGGCACUUAGUCGAAAUAUCACUGCUGAAACCUGGUUGAAAGGCACCACAGUAAUUGCACAUGAAGGUUUUUAUGUCAUAUUGAAAGGUUCUGUCCGACCUCGAUGCAAAGUAUACAAAAAAAUGAUUGAAUUAGUGUCUGCGGAUUUUUUCAGUGAGCCAUCAUCAGAAUAUUCUUCUGAAGAAGAAUUUUUCCAGGAGAAUCCACUUACAGAAUAUCGUUCUCUUACGAAGCCACACUAUGUAACACUUGGUCCCUGGAGUGGCUUUGGCACACUGAUAGAGUUGCCUGAACCUAAGGUGGGUUCAAACUUGUACUCUCUUAUCAUGGAAGAUGAUUGUGAACUUCUUAAAAUCAAUGCAAAGGAGUAUGCCAAGGUUAAAGAGGAACAAGCUAAAAUGGAAAAACUUACCAGGGAGCAGCUAAUCCAUAAGUGCCCCUAUUAUCGAAAUUGGCCUAAGCUUUCUGUAGAGGAGUUAACUGUCCACAUUAAAUGGAAGCGAUACCCUCCGGGACAUGUAUUGGUGACAGAUGGAGAGAUCAUCUCAUUUGUGGCUUACAUCCAAUCUGGAUUUUGUAAAGUUUAUAGAGAAGUUAUUGGGCUUAUGAAAUAUCGACUUAGGAAAAUGAAAAAAAAGCGCAAGCGCGUUUUUAUGGGGAAACUUCAGGAGAAGGAAUCCUUUGGUGAGAUCAGCGUGCUUCUUCAAAUUCCUUUCACAUGCACAAUCAUUACUGGAUCCGAAGUUGAACUGGGGAUCAUUGAUGCUGAGGAUAUGAGAGAAUUAGACUGGGUGACCCGGAAACUGGUGCUUCAAACAGCUGAGCAAACUUUUGGCUAUCUCACAGAUCUAUCUGUUAUGAUUUUUCAGAACUUGUCUGACACUAGAUUUCUCUGCAACACUGAGAUGAUGAUGAUGAUGAUAAUGAUGAAGAUGAUGUCAACAAUGGUGGUGUUGGGGAUGAUGACAGUGACUAUUCUUAUCUACGUAGCACUUUGUGGUUUAAAAAUGCUUUCCUCCCAACAGUUUUGUAGAGGAGAUAGCACAAUUAUCAUAUAUCAUUUUUUAGAUCACAAAACUAUUUCAAGAAGAAAAGCAACUUGCUGGAGAUCUCACAAUGAGUAA